Parastagonospora nodorum SN15 is the source of this 3054-nucleotide messenger RNA. RefSeq lists its product as hypothetical. The record is from RefSeq and is a predicted model, not a curated record. The transcript has 4 exons. Gene Ontology annotation, biological process: cytoskeleton organization. Lineage: Eukaryota; Fungi; Ascomycota; Dothideomycetes; Pleosporales; Phaeosphaeriaceae. Gene Ontology annotation, cellular component: cytosol. Bases 1 to 3054 code for a protein of 1017 amino acids.
AUGGACAACACCGACGCCAACGACACUCUCGACGAGCCGCUAGUCCCGCCAGUACUCGAUGAAGCAGAGCUGAUCGGCAAUGCGAGCACCGACUUCCCUAUAAUAGAGGCGGAGCCCGAGGAAGAGCUCGACCUGCCCCUCGACACCGCCCAGCAGCAGCAGCUACUCUUGGUUGACGGCGGCGAUGGGCGUCCUGCAGCGGGUCCGCCGCUCACACUGCCCGGCCGCCCUGGCUUGCAACGAGGCAACUCGGUGCCUACUCCUGCGCCGCUGCACCUCCCUCCUCCCGCCCCGCCAGCACCGCCAGGCCCGCCUCCAGACACGCUCGCGCAGCUGCAGAACCUCGUGCAAGGGCUGCCCAAAGCCGAGCCGGCACCUUAUGCCUUCACAUACGACGAUGCAUCUUGCUUUGCAGAAGAGCUGGAGGAGUGGUUUUCCUACGCUGUGGAGGAGCAGGCCAUGCUGCUGAAGGCUCAAGCGUCCUUUGCUCUGGAGUGGAGCACGUUCAACGGCCUGAAUGACACUUCAUAUGAGGAGCACGGCCUGGACUGGACGCGCGCAGCCGCAUCGCAGCACAAGGAGUUUGUCGAGCAUCUUCUGCGGGAGAUUACACAGACAGACCCGACCUUGCGGCUGAAGCGCCUUGAGGCACUCGUAUACGUUCUCCUUGGCUGCUGGCACGAGACCGCGGGCCUUGGUGCUGGUGCGCCAGACACUGACGAUGGGACGGCUUCGGGGCGCACCUCGCGUGCCGGGCAUGUGCGCAACGCCAUGUACGAACACGCAGGCCAACAGACGGCUGUCAUCAAGCGCAACGUGCACCUACUCGUCCAAAGUGGCGGUCUGCAGGCUGUGGUCGAUGUGUUGCAGGCCUCCUUGUUACGCACCUGUGGUGUCGACGUUGCCCUGGAAGCACCCCGGGAGGGCAAAGAAGCAGAGCGCCGCGAAGUCUGGUGCGCCAUGACCGCCGUCUAUGUUGUACUAGAAGUCGCUCGUGUUGAAGAGAAGGAGAAUGACAAUCUCAGUCUUCGAAGCGCGAUACUUGACCUCAAGAAGCCAGGACUCCUCAUGCUUCUUGCCGAUCUAAUCUCCAAGUUGCGCUGGGACGAGACGAUCAGUCUGCCUCUCAGCAAAAUCUCCCUGUUAUUGUGGAAGACGAUGCUAGUCUCCUUUGGCGGUCUUGCACGAGUUGAUGAGGCCAAGGAAUCGUUCAGAGACACAACUCUAGAGUCGGAGGACUCGAAAGGGCAGCCCCUCAUUACCGCGUCCCCGCUCGACUACCACCUCUUUCGUCAAGAAAUCAGCUCCAAAUAUCCAGCAUAUAACCCUCCGCCACCACUCUUCCCACUCGAACCCGAAAACAACUCUAUUCUGCCACCGUUGAAGAACCACCCGAGCAAGGUAGCCGGUAAUCAUGUCUUUGGGUCUGGCCUUGGAGACGCCCAUGGUAACAACACGUCUAUCCUGCAUCAGCCCGUUCAUAUCGCAACGCCUGCUCCCUCGCCUCCUCCGUCCCCAGCAGGACCUGGUGGUAAAGGUGGUAAGAAACAAAACUACCAGACGAACCAGAUGUUCCCCUUCUUGUACCCUCCCCUUGACGAGUCUAGCAACAAGCUUGGUGGCAAAGGAUCGACAGACCUCCAAGAUCUGCUAGUUGGCCGCAGAUGGGAGGGAGCGGACAUUCCAUCAUCUAUACUCGAGGCCGCCGAGCUUUUUGCCAAACGCAUGAAGGCCACGCGCGCUAUGAAGCAGCUUUGGGAAGAGCGUGUAGCCUUCAUGAAAUACGAGCGAGGCUGGACAGGUCUAGAUGACAGCCUCGACAUCACAGAACUUUCUCUUGAGCCAAAGGAAGACGAACCAACGCAAGCGCCACCUCCUGGAAGCGUCGAAGAGAGGAUGGGCCUUGUUGAAGACUUCUACUCUCUGAUCAUAGUCCUGAUCAAAGCAAUUUUGGCCCAUGUAACUGCACUCGUCACUCAGUCCAGUGGCGCAAAUGGCCUCCAGAGCGGGUUCCAAUUUCAAGAUGGUACAACAGGCGGGCGACCGGACACGAAUGGUGUCAACGGCCACAACGGUGCUGUGGCGACCAACGAGGAACUUGAUGCGAUGCGCACGCAGGAAGUCUUGGACAAAGCUGUUACUGGCUCACUCAUUCUCAUCCUGAAGUGGUUCAAAGUGUCUCAUGUCCUGAAAUUUGAGUACAUAACACAAUUGCUCGUAGACUCUAGCUAUGUACCUCUGAUCUUGAAGCUUUUGCAGCUACAAGAGAUUGAGAAAAUUGUCAACUUUAAGAGUGAGCAAGAGGAACUAAAAAAUGCUCCAGAAGAGAACAAUGAUGCGAACCAACCACAUGAGAACCACGAAGGUGACUCCGACUCCGACGAUGCUGCACCACCACCGAUCCGUCUCACAAGACAAGAAUCAAACGACUCGGGAGUCGGCCCACCACAGGCUCCUGUAGCCACGCAACCGCCAGAGGUUGAUGAGCUCGGAUUUCCGACUAACGAGCUUCCCAAGGAGCCCAUAACAAGUUUCUCGUGGCGCGCAUUCUUCACCUCGAUCAACUAUCUUCGCAUCAUGCAGAAAAUCUGCAAGGAUAAGGCACAUCGCAAUCUCAUGCUUGUUUCGUACAAGUCAUCGCAGUUCUUGCGGAAGAGCUUGAAGGUGCCGCAACCCGAGUUACGACUGUACACACUGAAGUUGUUCAAAAAUCAAGUGCCGUACUGCGGUAGGAAGUGGCGGCAAUCGAAUAUGCGAGUCAUUACAGCUGUGUAUCUGCACUGCAGGCCUGAGCUUCGAGACGAUUGGCUAGCCGGGAGCGACGUCGAUGCCGAAGUUGACGAGAGCGUGCCGCUCGAGCAAGCCUUGCGCUCACUAACACAUUGGCACAACUUGAAGCGCUACCCCGAAAGCCUCGGAGCCAAACCCGGCGUUCUUGAAGAAGAACAAGACUUUUUCCGCAACGAGCUCGAGAAGAUGGACUGGGGCGAGGAAGUCGCGAAUGAGGGUGACAUGGAGCAAUCAUGGCCGGAGCUUCAGGUCGAGGGUUGGUGA